Molecule: messenger RNA, 759 nt
Organism: Cutaneotrichosporon oleaginosum
Lineage: Eukaryota; Fungi; Basidiomycota; Tremellomycetes; Trichosporonales; Trichosporonaceae
Source: RefSeq, a predicted model, not a curated record
CCAGUCCAGCACCUAAAUCAUCCAGCUCUAGCCAGCUCCAAGAUGACACCCAUCAGCAAACGCGACGGCGGCAACACCGCGCCUCGCGUCCCUGUAUCCAGCCAGCCGAGGGCCCGCACCGGGCCUUCGGAGCCGGUGCAGUCGGCCGGCGAGAACACCGCGCAAACCAAAGGCAAGCAGGACAGCAAGGCUGCGAUGCUCGCCAAAAUCAAGAUCCUCGAGAACGACAUCAAGGUGCUGGCGGCCGAGAAGAACAACACCCAACAGGCUCUCGACGACGCCAAUGAGCAAAUCAAGGGGCUGCAGACAGACAAGAAGAACACUCAACAGGCCCUCGAAGCCGCCAAACAAAGAAUCAAGGACCUCGAAGACAGCUUCCUCGCCGCCGUUGCCCGUGUGGAGGCUUCGUACCAGGAGAACGCCGAGGCGGUCGAGGAAAAGUACCAAGACCAGCUUGAGGAAGCGUACCGCCUCGGCUUCAACGCAGGUCUGUCCCAGACCAAAAAGCCGCACAAUGGGAACAACGCGUCCAAAUGCCUUGUGUGCGGCACGCGGGUUGUUGACCACAUGCCGUUCACGUGCCAGCACGUGUCGACCUGCCAGAAAUGCGAGGGCCAGGCACAGAAGUGCCCUUUCGAGGGGUGCGACCAGGAAGAGCGCCGCGCCUUCGACGGCAGGAAGGUCAUCUUCCCGCCUCUCCCCCCGCCUCCCGCAGACGAGGAGCCGAAGGUCAAGGGCAAGAAGCCCAAGCGCCACUAG